Messenger RNA from Balaenoptera musculus (blue whale), 1180 nucleotides. It is a transcript of the gene NMD3, whose product is annotated as NMD3 ribosome export adaptor. Gene Ontology annotation, biological process: ribosomal large subunit export from nucleus. Gene Ontology annotation, molecular function: ribosomal large subunit binding. The coding region runs from base 119 to 1165 and encodes 348 amino acids. The record is from RefSeq and is a predicted model, not a curated record. Gene Ontology annotation, cellular component: cytoplasm; nucleus. NCBI's taxonomy places the organism in Eukaryota, Metazoa, Chordata, Mammalia, Artiodactyla, Balaenopteridae. The transcript is spliced from 11 exons.
UAUCUUCAGAGUACUGGAAUCAGCUGUGGUGGCCACUAACUGGGCGGUGGGAGCUCGUCCUGCUGCAGUUUUUCGGCACCUCUGGAUCUGGCCCAGAGGCGCUAAGAUAUGCAGAAAAAUGGAGUAUAUGACAGAACCCGUGAAGCACACGCCUGGACACAUCUUGUGCUGCGAAUGUGGUGUCCCGAUCAGUCCAAAUCCUGCCAAUAUUUGUGUGGCUUGUCUGCGAAGUAAAGUAGAUAUCAGCCAAGGCAUUCCGAAACAAGUCUCUGUAUCUUUCUGCAAACAGUGCCAAAGAUAUUUCCAGCCACCAGGAACUUGGGUACAAUGUGCAUUAGAAUCUAGGGAACUUCUUGCUUUGUGUUUGAAAAAAAUCAAAGCCCCUCUGAGUAAGGUACGGCUUGUAGAUGCAAGCUUUGUUUGGACUGAGCCCCAUUCUAAGAGACUUAAAGUUAAACUAACUAUUCAGAAAGAGGUGAUGAAUGGUGCUAUCCUUCAGCAAGUGUUUGUGGUGGAUUAUGUUGUUCAGCCCCAGAUGUGUGGAGAUUGCCAUAGAGUGGAAGCUAAGGAUUUCUGGAAGGCUGUGGUUCAAGUCAGGCAAAAGACUUUGCACAAAAAAACUUUCUACUACCUGGAACAGUUGAUUUUGAAAUACGGCAUGCACCAGAAUACACUUCGUAUCAAAGACAUUCAUGAUGGUCUGGAUUUCUAUUAUUCCUCAAAACAACAUGCUCAGAAGAUGGUAGAAUUUCUUCAGUGUACGGUUCCCACUAGAUACAAAGCCUCACAGAGACUGAUCUCUCAGGAUGUCCAUAGUAAUACAUACAAUUACAAAAGCACUUUUUCUGUGGAAAUUGUUCCAAUAUGCAAGGAUAAUGUUGUUUGUCUGUCUCCAAAACUGGCACAAAGCCUGGGAAACAUGAACCAGAUUUGUGUGUGUAUUCGAGUAACCAGCGUCAUCCAUCUCAUAGAUCCAAAUACCCUACAAGUUGCAGAUAUUGAUGGCAACACUUUUUGGAGUCAUCCUUUCAAUAGUUUAUGCCAUCCCAAACAGCUAGAGGAGUUUAUUGUUAUGGAAUGCAGCAUAGUCCGAGAUCUAAAACGCAAUGCAGGUGCUGGAAUGAUAUCAAAAAAGGUAAGUUCCAUCCUGCUUACCUCUCCCUAGCCCCCAACUUACUGU